GCUCUCGCUGCGCAGGCGUAGUGCUGGGCUUCGCCACCCGAGCGUCCGGCGUCCCCGACUUCCCGGAGCGCCGGCCUGGGACGGGCUUCUGUGCGGCGGAGCGGCCGGUAUGGCGGAGGCGAUGGAUCUGGGUAAGGACCCCAAUGGGCCCACCCACUCCUCCACUCUGUUCGUGCGGGAGGACGGCAGCGCCAUGUCGUUUUACGUGCGGCCCAGCCAGGCCAAGCGGCGGCUGUCGACGCUCAUCCUGCACGGCGGCGGCACCGUGUGCCGGGUGCAGGAGCCCGGGGCCGUGCUGCUGGCCCAGCCCGGGGAGGCCCUGGCCGAGGCUUCGGGCGACUUCAUCUCCACGCAGUACAUCCUAGACUGCGUGGAGCGCAACGAGAGGCUGGAGCUGGAGGACUACCGCCUGGGCCUGGCUGAGCAGGCUGCGGACACCGAGGGCUCCGCGGAGCCGGAGCCGCAGCCCCUGACCGGGCGCGUGGCCUACACCGACGCGGACGACGUGGCCAUCCUGACCUACGUGAAGGAGAACGCCCGCUCGCCCAGCUCGGUCACGGGCAACGCCUUGUGGAAAGCGAUGGAGAAGAGCUCGCUCACGCAGCACUCCUGGCAGUCGCUCAAGGACCGCUACCUCAAGCACCUGCGGGGCCAGGAGCACAAGUACCUGCUCGGGGACGCCCCGGUCAGCCCGUCCUCCCAGAAGCUCAAGCGCAAGGCGGAGCAGGACCCCGAGGCCGCGGACAGCGGAGAACCACAGAACAAGAGAACGCCAGACUUGCCUGAAGAAGAGUGUGUGAAGGCAGAGACCAAGGAGAACGAUGAGUCCGUCAAAAAGCUGUUCCAGGAAGCCACUCGGGAGUUUGAGGAAGCCGUGGUGAAUGAGAGCCCUGACUUUGAAAUUCAUAUAACAAUGUGUGAUGACAAUCCACCCACACCUGAGGAAGAUUCAGAAACACAGCCAGAUGAGGAAGAAGAGGAACCAAAAGUUUCUACGCAGGAAGUGGGAACUGCCAUUAAGAUCAUCCGGCAGCUAAUGGAAAGGUUUAACUUGGAUCUAUCAACAGUCACGCAGGCCUUCCUGAAAAACAGUGGUGAGCUGGAGUCCACCUCCUCCUUCUUAGAGUCUGGACGGAGACCUGAUGGUUAUCCAAUUUGGUCCCGGCAAGAUGACUUAGAUUUGCAAAAGGAUGAUGAGGACACUAGAAAUGCAUUGGUCAAAAAAUUUGGAGCUCAGAAUGUUGCUCGGAGGAUUGAAUUCCGAAAGAAAUAAUGGACAAGAAAGUGAAGAAGGUAUGGCGGGUGACCAUAUAAACAUCUCGUGGCCAUUGAACCUGAACAGUUCUGGGAGCCCCAGAUUUUGUAGCCAAGCAGUGUUAUGUAGCAGGAUAAAGCAAAAGAAACCGGAACUAGAGCUGUCCAUGGCAGGGGUCCCCAUGUUUAGGAAGAUCUGAAGCAGGAGGUUGCUCUGUAUAGUAGUGGUUCUUUGUUGGAAUGCAGCUGCUGUUGUAUCGGUGACGAGAGCCUCGUGUCAAAGUCAAAGCUGGAACUGCAAAGGCAUAGGCCGUUCACUCUUUUUGAGUAAAUGAUCUUGUCUUUUGGCAGAAGUUGCUUUAGAUGGAGAAUCCCAAACCAAGAGCCUAGAAAUAAGAUCUGAUUGCAGAGCCUGUGCUGUGGGCCGUCCCACCAGCCACCUCCAGGGAGCUCUGAUUCCCGCUGUGUUGAAAAACUCUACAGUCAGCUGCCAGCCGCCCUGGAAGUCUCCGCCCCUUCCUUGGCUGUUGCUUUUUGAGUUCUGAGUCAGGCCUCCAGCAUGCAUCUGCUCACUUAGCGCUCAGUUUUGUGUACCAUAAAACCCUAGACUUGGAGGGGCAUCAACACAUAAAGGAUGUCAUACACAGACUUCACCGUCAAAAUCAGAGAAAAAAGCCAAGUUACACACCUCUGGGCCUGAAGAGCUGGCUCAGUGGUAAGAGCACUGUCUGCUUUUUCAGAGGUCCUGAGUUCAAUUCCCAGCAGCCACACGGUGGCUCACAACCUCCUAUACUGGGAUGUACUCUUCCGGCGUGCAGGUGUGCGUGCAGAUGGAACACCCAUCUACGUAGAAUAAAUAAAUGCUUAAAAUAAACACGCAUCUUACAUGCUCACUGUGCUGUGAGUUUACAGUCCUGUGUUCCUCUUUUGUAGCUGCCCUCAGUCUGUUGGAUACUGUUGAUUGUGAUGUGUUGUCUUAAAAUUUUAUGGAAUAUAGGUUUUCUGCUGAAAAUUGUCUAGACUUAAAAUUUAGUGGAUUGGUCCACCUUGUUGUGUUGCUUUUUCAUUGGAAAUAAAUACAAUUUGUGUUUGAGUCUUGUCAACAA
Molecule: messenger RNA, 2360 nt
Organism: Meriones unguiculatus (Mongolian gerbil)
Lineage: Eukaryota; Metazoa; Chordata; Mammalia; Rodentia; Muridae
Gene: Terf2ip
Product: TERF2 interacting protein
Exons: 3
Coding region: 110-1273 (387 amino acids)
Biological process (GO): regulation of DNA-templated transcription; telomere maintenance via telomere lengthening
Cellular component (GO): shelterin complex
Molecular function (GO): telomeric repeat DNA binding
Source: RefSeq, a predicted model, not a curated record